Drosophila grimshawi is the source of this 3000-nucleotide messenger RNA. RefSeq lists its product as uncharacterized. The record is from RefSeq and is a predicted model, not a curated record. The transcript is spliced from 9 exons. Lineage: Eukaryota; Metazoa; Arthropoda; Insecta; Diptera; Drosophilidae. Bases 537 to 2090 code for a protein of 517 amino acids.
AAAGCCAAUCAGAGCAGCAGAGCGGCUGCACUGCAAACGUGCUGUGUAGUGUAGUGUGUGCUGUGAAAGCGAAAGUGUAAAGCAAGACACAGCAUUUGUGUGUGUGUGUAUAUGUAUGUGUAUGUGUUAAAGUGUCUUUAACGAGUUUAAACGAAGCUCUUGGAAAUUAAAGCGCUGCACAGAUCCUUUGGCUGCUUUUGAUCAACGGGGCUGUGCCCGUUUUUAAUGCAACACAGCGAAAAUGUAACUGCUCCAUUUUUGGAUCAAUGCAAUCGUGUGAAAUUCAUUUAGUGUGUCGUACAAAGGCGAUUUGUACAUUGUUUUUAUUUGGUGCCAAAACUAAUUCGUACUAAUUCGUACCACCGAUUUGGUAAAUUCAACAAAAGCUGACUUCAAUUGUGUGCAAAUAAAAAAGAAGGAUUAAAUUGUAAAUAUUGAAUAGUUGUGCAGAACAGUGUAUUGCAUAAUUGGGUACAGCUCAAAAUUGAUAACCCACGAAUCCGAAACCAGAAAACCAACCAACAAACAUCGGAAAUAUGUUUAAUUUUUGGAUAAUCGCUUUAUGCCUAGGAUUACUGGGAACUCAACCAAUAAAUGGACAAUCUGAUGUCGAAGUGCAGCUGGUGGUGCCGAGGUAUGUGGAGCGAGGCUCCAGUGCCACGUUCAAGUGUCGUCACAACGUGAUACCGGAAAUUCUUUUCAAGGUGACCUGGCUGAAGGUUGACAAGGGCAAAUUCUUCGAGUUUAUAAGUGGACGCAAUCCACCGUUUCGGAACUCAACCAUUGAGGGAGCUGAAAUCGAUUGGGAGCACUCGAACGAAACGCAAGUAACCCUCAAGGAUGUGCAAUUCGACUUGUCGGGCCAGUUUUUCUGCGAGGUUUCAACGGACACUCCCAUCUUCACCAAGGCCAGUGCUGAUGAGCUAAUGAGCGUUUUCUUGCCUCAGACAGGGCCACCCACCAUAAAGUUCCGCAAACGUACACCCUUCGCAAUUGGCGAGAAGCUCUUCGCCUUGUGCAACACUACCCGCGGACGCCCCGCCCCCCACGUUACAUGGCUUAUCAAUGGGAAAAAGGUUGAGGAUAAGUUCGUGCGCACCCAUCAUGUGUACUCCUUCAAUGGCAAGCACCAGCGCCGCACGCAGCAGCACCAGCAGACGCAGCUGAGUCAGCAGCAACUGCAACACUACUAUCAGCAGCAAUACUACAACCAGUACCAGCCCCAGUAUCAUUUGCACCACUACAUCGAUCGCUAUGACAAGAGCCUCCGCUUCGGGGGCGCGCGUCCAGGAGAUGAAUUCUCGCAGUAUGCGCCGCAUCAUGGGCACGACGGACAUGGACAUCAUGGCGGUGGCGGCGGCGGUAGCUUCUACAACAAUCCGUAUAGCUCCUUGGCCAAUUAUCACGACAUUGGUGAAAUACAUGAGAUACACCAGCGCAACUAUGACAUGAACAAGAAGCAUAUCGACUUAAAGAAGCAACAGAUGGAGAUGAAGAAGCACAGAAAUUCAAACCGCAAAUUUCGUCGUCAUAUUACCGAAAACGCGCUGGGCAUUAUACGCAGCACUUUGAACAGCGGCGGAUUUGGGCCACAGGCACCCAACUUGAACAAGGAAUUGGGCAUCCCGUCGAAUUCAGGACCCAUGAACCAGCUGGCGGCUGGCUAUCAGCGUCCGCUGUCUCAUCCUGGCGGGGGCAGUGGUGUGGCUGCGGCAGCCGCUGCAGUCACAGCAGCGCAGCAGGAGAAGGGCAUGUUCAGCAUUAGUCAGCUUAAUCUGGACAUAACGGAUCAGCAUGUUGGCAGCAAUGGGCGCAUGGAGAUCACAUGCCUCUCAACGAUACCAGCGACUAUUGGGCAGGGAGAGCAGUAUGCUGAUUACAAAACGUAUUCGGUGAAAGUCGAGGUGGAAGGACACCAGGCGUCCUCUACAUCGACGGCACCACCCAGCAUUGGCAUGGCAGCGUUGGGCAAUGGUAAUGGCCAUGGAAACGAGACGUCAGCCGGAUGGAGGGCGCGUGGAGCUAUCCUGACGCAUCUGUGGUCUCUGGCGCCAAUACUGAUAUUCUUGCUCCCACCACUGCGCUAUUAGGGAGAAUCUGCAGCGAUAGUUGCUUUCAAUCUGUAGGAGAGAAACCACCGACAUAGAAAAAGGUACAUUAACCAAAAAAAAAUAAAAAUUAAACCAAGGACACCCACUGCACCGACAGUAGCAGAAGCAAGAACAAUAUCAACAAGCCAUACAGGCUAGUUGGAUUUUACACACAUAUUGUACACCAAUUUUUAUUUAUUUCAGUGUAAUUAAGCUGGAAAGUUAACUCAUUGUGUGAAGCAAAAAUAUGAGGAAAGCAUGCGAACAAUUUCGAGCGAGUGCAUAAACAAUAAUACUAUUUGUCUUGUUCUGGCAAACUAAAAUAAUGAGUAUAUUUGUAAACAAUUGCCAGGGCUGCAAUUCCACAAAAAUAAAUAUUUGUAAUUCGGUUGCAGUCAAAUGUUAGCAAAGAAGUUUCAUUCUCAGCAGCAGACAAUUUUGUAGCCUACCGAAAUUUUUGUACCGCUUACAAUUGAACAUACCAAAAAAAAUAAAACCCAUGUCCUCCCAAAGAGUUCUUAACGCAGCGAGAAAACAAUCUGACAAUUGGACAUGGGGUUAGUUUUGUAUUUGAAGGUCAGACGGACAGAUGCAGUUAGAUUGGAUGGGCGCCACAUGUUUUUGGGCCCUGCCAAAUAUUUGUGCAAAUGUUCCGACCGAAAAAAUUAUCAAACAAACAAAUUAACUAUGGAAAAAAAGUUUUCUGCAAACUUAAGCAGUCGUUAGACUUCUUGGGCCCAUGUACCUAAAAGGCAAACAAAAAAAGUUAUGCGAACAAAUGAUAUUUUUUAUGGUGUUGUAAUGCUUUGGCUAAUCAGCGAAAUGGCAAAUCUAACGCUAAGUUUAAGGCAAAGUUGAAUUAGGCCCUAGCAACAAAAACAAAAACAAAAAAUAAUUACUCCACCCUCCC